Talaromyces proteolyticus is the source of this 222-nucleotide messenger RNA. RefSeq lists its product as uncharacterized. Bases 1 to 222 code for a protein of 73 amino acids. The record is from RefSeq and is a predicted model, not a curated record. Lineage: Eukaryota; Fungi; Ascomycota; Eurotiomycetes; Eurotiales; Trichocomaceae. The transcript has 3 exons.
AUGCCUGAUAGUUACACUUACAAGAGUUCCGGUACCAACAGCCAGGGUAACCAUUAUUGCGCCCGUGACUACGGCAGCGGAACCAGCAACUCCAACUCAUUCCACUACUCUAAUAAUGACGGCUCCUACUAUUAUAGUAAUCCCAACGGCAGCACUUACUAUAAUGAUGGCAAGGGCUCGUCAACCUACAAUCCUCCGGGCGGUAGUAGCAGAAAAAGUUGA